Emys orbicularis (European pond turtle) is the source of this 787-nucleotide messenger RNA. RefSeq names its product Rac family small GTPase 3 (gene RAC3). Lineage: Eukaryota; Metazoa; Chordata; Testudines; Emydidae. Gene Ontology annotation, cellular component: cytoplasmic vesicle; cytoskeleton; neuron projection. The coding region runs from base 35 to 613 and encodes 192 amino acids. Gene Ontology annotation, biological process: regulation of cell shape; small GTPase-mediated signal transduction; regulation of actin cytoskeleton organization. The record is from RefSeq and is a predicted model, not a curated record. Gene Ontology annotation, molecular function: protein kinase binding; GTPase activity; GTP binding. The transcript has 6 exons.
GUGGAAUCGCAGAGGCGCCGCCAUCCCGGGGCAGAUGCAGGCGAUCAAGUGUGUGGUGGUGGGAGACGGGGCUGUGGGGAAGACCUGCCUGCUGAUCAGUUACACCACUAAUGCCUUCCCUGGAGAGUAUAUCCCCACUGUGUUUGAUAAUUACUCCGCCAAUGUCAUGGUGGAUGGGAAGCCAGUGAACCUGGGUCUCUGGGAUACAGCAGGGCAAGAGGACUAUGACCGACUGCGGCCCCUCUCCUACCCUCAGACAGAUGUCUUCUUGAUCUGCUUCUCCCUGGUGAGUCCGGCCUCAUUUGAGAAUGUCCGAGCCAAGUGGUACCCGGAGGUCCGGCACCACUGCCCUAAUACGCCCAUCAUCCUGGUGGGCACCAAGCUGGACUUGAGGGAUGACAAGGACACCAUUGAAAGGCUGCGUGAUAAGAAACUGGCCCCCAUCACCUACCCCCAGGGCCUGGCCAUGGCACGGGAGAUUGGGUCAGUGAAGUAUCUUGAGUGCUCAGCCCUGACACAGCGGGGCUUGAAGACCGUGUUUGACGAAGCUAUCCGUGCUGUGUUGUGCCCCCCACCUGUGAAGAAGCCUGGCAAGAAGUGCACUGUGUUCUGAGGAUGUUGGCAAGAUGCUGACUCAGCAUGUCCUUGUCAUCCUCCUCCAACAGAUUGAGUGUUCGCUGGGUUCUUCUGGAGGGGGCUGUGAUGUAUGGGGCCCUUCAUCAUGUACGAAGUCAGUGUUUUUUAAAUGUCUCUUUGAUUUAACGUCAGUGUUGAUGUGAAGGGGCAG